Molecule: messenger RNA, 615 nt
Organism: Vigna umbellata (rice bean)
Lineage: Eukaryota; Viridiplantae; Streptophyta; Magnoliopsida; Fabales; Fabaceae
Product: putative NAD(P)H dehydrogenase (quinone) FQR1-like 1
Cellular component (GO): membrane
Molecular function (GO): FMN binding; NAD(P)H dehydrogenase (quinone) activity
Source: RefSeq, a predicted model, not a curated record
AUGGUUACCAAGGUUUACGUUGUUUACUAUUCUACGUAUGGACAUGUUGAGAAGCUUGCUAAAGAGAUAGAAAAAGGGGCUGCUUCCGUGGAGGGAGUAGAAGCAAAACUGUGGCAGGUGCCUGAAACACUGUCGGAAGAAGUUCUUGGGAAGAUAGGAGCACCACCAAAAGGUGACGCUCCUACAAUUAAACCUCGUGAGCUGGCUGAGGCAGAUGGUUUGUUGUUUGGUUUUCCCACAACAUUUGGAGCUAUGGCCGCUCAAUUUAAAACAUUUUUGGAUGCCACUGUAAGCCUAUGGCGCAAGCAGGCACUAUCAGGAAAGCCUGCUGGCUUCUUCUACAGCACUAGUUCUCAAGGAGGUGGACAAGAAACUACUCCGUUGACAUCUAUUACUCAGCUUGUUCACCAUGGAAUGAUUUUUGUGCCCAUUGGAUACUCAUUUGGCGAAGGGAUGUUUGAGAUGGAGAAGCUGAAAGGAGGUUCCCCAUACGGUGCAGGAACUUAUGCUGGAGAUGAUGGCUCAAGGCAGCCAAGUGAGUUAGAAUUGGCUCAAGCUUUUCAUCAAGGAAAAUACUUUGCAGCCAUUGCAAAGAAGCUUAAAGGAUCUCUUUGA